UUGGUAUUUUUCCUAAUGCGUAGUUUCAGUGAGCUGAAAAAUAUUUCCGGACGUCAUAGCAAUACAAUGAGAAAAGGAAAUCCUGAAAAUACUAGUAUAUAGCCUUCGUGUGCAGAAGUAAAAACAGCUAUUUACACUUAAUUGUAUAUAACAUAUCGUCCAAAUGGCAAAAGAAUCAAACUAUGAAGAUACGAUUGAAGCGAUUGUGAACAGCGGACUUCAUACUAUGGUAUUGGCACUAGGAUACAAGGUUGGAAUAAUAGACGCCAUGGGACGAUUGGGAAAACCUAGCACGAAGGGUGAAAUCAGCAAGGAAGCGGGCCUCAAUCAACGAUAUGUCGAGGAGUGGUUGUUGUGUAUGGCAUCAAAAGGCAUUGUACAAUAUGAAAACAGCAAAUUCACAAUAAUGAAUUCGGGUCGGAUUCGGAAAGCAAUUCACACUUCAUUGGCAUUGCCUAUGUUUGCUGACUGCUUUCAAAAGUUAGAAAAUGCAAUGAAAAAUAAAGAUAUUAAUACAGGCUACCAAUAUCCAUCAAAUGAACUAGAAUGGCUGGGAAAGUUCAGCGACUUGUCCAACACAAACCAAACAUGGAUAGAAAAUAAUAUUAAUCCAGCUAUUUUGUACUGUCAACAGCAAUCUCACGACACAGAAAUUUCGUUAUGUAUGCUUGAUUUUGGAUGUGGAUACGGAAAACUUGCCAACGAACUAGCACAGUACUAUCCACAGAGUAAUAUCUUUGGAACCGAUAUACACAAAGACGCUGUCCAUUUCUGCAAAGUCACACAUAAGCAACCAAAUAUUCAGUUUGAAAUAUUUUCAAAAAGCCUCGAACUGCUAUGGCAGCAAAAGUUUGACGCUAUCAUCUUGAAGGAUGUAUUGCAUGAUCUUCCAGAUCCGAUAACUGUUCUAUCUCAAGUGAGGCGCAUGCUCAAACCUCAAGGAAUAGUGAUUGCAUUUGAUCCUAACAUCUCGUCAAAUAUAUCCUUUAAUUUAGGAAAAAAGGCAGCUCAAAAUCAUCUGCCUUACAGUGUGUUUUUCUGUCUGCCGAAUAGUUUGUCGGAAAGGCCCGCUGUGGGUCAUGGCGGGAGUUGGGGUUACGAAGAUCGGGAGCAAUUUCUUGUUGAUAAUGGAUUUACAAUAGUUAAAACGCCUGUCGACGAAAUCAAGUCAACGAAUUCCCACGAUCACAGAAUUAUAUUUAAAGUGUAAGCAUGAAGUUUAAACAUUAAAUCUUCUCUUCUCAAAAACAAGUUUGUGUGUUCGUGUGACUGUGAAAUUUAACAAAGUAAAUAUUUAUGCAUGUAAAAGGAUUCAUUAUUUUUUCUUUGGAAAAUAAAUCAAUUUUAAAGCAAUCAAGGCGUUUAAGAAAAGAACAUCAACGCACGUAGACCAUCUGCAG
Magallana angulata is the source of this 1400-nucleotide messenger RNA. RefSeq names its product S-adenosylmethionine-dependent methyltransferase Rv2258c-like. The record is from RefSeq and is a predicted model, not a curated record. Bases 164 to 1210 code for a protein of 348 amino acids. The transcript is spliced from 4 exons. Lineage: Eukaryota; Metazoa; Mollusca; Bivalvia; Ostreida; Ostreidae.